CAUAAAUUAUAUGGGGUUUGGCAGUUCUCUCUCUUUCUUCUAAAAUUAAAAGGUUGAAAUUUGGGAAGAAAUAUUAUUAAAAAAAAGGAAACUUGUUUGAUUUCAAAGCAAGUGUUUUCUGCACAAAAGAAAGAACAUUUAGGGUGGCAACUGGCAAAGCCAUUCAAAAAGUGAGAAACAGUGUUAUUGAACGUAACCAAAGCGCAUCAAGUUGGUUAUUUUUCUUUAGUUUACUUUUACUUUAGCUGUUGUGUUUUCAUUUUUUUAUACAAAAUAUCAUUAGUAAGUGGCACUUUACUCAUCAUUCUGCUCUGGGGGAAGUAUGAGUUGAACCGGGUCCUUUGAUGCUCGACACACCAGAGCACUUUUACUCGAUCAUUUUAGGCUCCCACGGGCUUAGAAAUAACCGACAAGAAAUGGGUUUUCAGGGCAGAUUCCAGAUUCCACAUUAACACCGGUCUUUCUUCAGCUGAGGGUUGAGUGUUUGCAAGUUUUCAAGAUUCUCUUUGUUGGGUAUUGAAAAAUGGUACUCUUUUGUUACGCUUGUUUCUCAUUUUUAUAAUUAAGAAGAGUUUUCAAGUUUCUUUCUUAAUCCCCCCUUUUUUCUAUCUCUAUAGUGAUAGGAGAAUCUGUAAAGUUUUAACUUUUUUUCCGGGGAUUUGUCGUUGUAUGUUGCCGAUAGAAUUAGUGUCUUGAAGAAACUUUAGCCUGGCUUAAUUUGGAUCGCUAUUUAAAUUUGUUUUCUCUUAGGAAGCUGCAAGUUAGGGAGCUUUUAAUUUGUGUUAGUUUUAUUCCAAAUAAAAUCCCAUUUUUCUGUUUUGGGCUGGUUUGUAUAAUCUUUUCUGGCAGGGAGAGAGCUUAACCGGUUACUGUAUAGAAAUCUUUUAGCUGCUUUAACUUUAAGGGGGUUUCUGCUCAACUUUCUUACAAUAAUGCAUUGAAUUCUGACUAAAAAUGGCUGAAAUUGGAGUUAGAAAGGUAGAAGAGCAAGGCCAAACCAAGAUUAGAAAUGUUCCAAUUGCUGUAACCCCUGAAGGUUUUUGGUGUUGUCCCGCUCCUGUUGUGUUCCAAAAGACUCUCAAAUCACAAAAUGCUCCAAAUAAACCCAAAUCAUCCUCACCACCGCUCAAGUCUAAUGUUCAGAAGAAACAAAUCCCACUUACCGAGAAGAAACCAGCGAUUACCCCGAUAAGAUCUGCAUCUACCUCUGAUGAUCAAAGAAGUUUUACCCCAGAUGAUCCUGGUGUAGGUGCUCCAAUAUUUCCCAAGAGACCACCGAUGCCUAAGGUAGAACAUGUGCCUAGGAAGGUGGCAAUUGAAUUUGGUGAGCCAGGGACCAGUGAUAUGGAGGUGAUUCUGCUUGGCAAACAUGGGUAUUGUGUUAAGUUGAGCGUCCACAAGAAAGUUUUUUUGGAGAAUAGCAGUUUUUUCACUGAAAAACUUUCUCAACAAGAGCCUGGUUUGUUUUGCCUUGAAAUUGAUGACUGCAAGGAUGCUGAAAUCUACAUCGAGACUGUUGGACUCAUGUACUGCAAAGAAAUGAAGCAACGAUUAAUCAAACAAAGUGUUUCACGUGUGCUCUACAUUCUCAAGGUCGCUGAGCUACUCGGCUUUAAUUCAUGCAUACUUUCAUGCUUGGAAUACUUGGAAGCAGUUCCUUGGGUUGACAAAGAGGAAGAAGAAAAAGUGGUCUCUUCAGUUCUGCGGCUCCAGGGUGAAGGUAUUGAGGUCACACCAGUAUUAAAACGCAUCUCUUCUGAUGUGUCUAAUUCCCCCAGAGACACAAUUUUGCACAUUAUGGAACUUGUUCUCAAAAACAAUGAGGAGAGAAGCCGGCGUGAAAUGAAAUCUAUGGUAUUGAAGCUUCUUAGAGAGAACAAUAGUCUUCCAAGCUAUGCUGAUUCAGCCGACGUCGUCAACAAAACUGUUUAUAUAUCAUGUAGAAACUGCUUGGAUUCACUCUUGUCUCUGUUCAAACAGGCAGCUGAACCAGAAUCCAUGGAUACCAAAGAACCUGUGGUGAAGCAAAUAGCUUUGGAUGCUGAUAAUCUGUCAUGGUUGCUUGAGAUUUUGGCUGACAGGCAAGCAGCAGAUGGAUUUGCACGAAUUUGGGCUACGCAGCAAGAGUUGGCAACACUGCAUUCAAAGCUGCCCAUUGUGUCCCGUUACCAUGUUAGCAACAUUACAGCUAGGCUAUUUGUUGGAAUUGGAAAAGGGGAGCUGCUACCAGUCAAAGACACUCGUCGACUGUUGUUCCAGACAUGGUUGCAGCCUUUGAUCAAUGACUACAGCUGGUUGCAACAUGGCUGCAGGUCAUUUGAUCGGAAAGUUGUGGAGGAAGGUAUUGGUAGGACGAUCCUCACAUUGCCUUUAGAGGAUCAGCAGAGCAUUCUGCUUGCUUGGUUGGACAGCUUUCUGAAGGCUGGUGACAACUGCCCAAAUCUCCAAAGGGCAUUCGAGGUCUGGUGGCGAAGAACUUUCAUUAGACCAUACGCUGAUGUCCAAGCCGAAGUGCUCCAAUCAGACAACUCAAUGACUUCGAAGCAGUAAAUGAAAGAGAUAACAAUACAGGUAAACAAGACCAUACGAAAAUUAAGCGGAAUAUUUCUCCGGCACCAGAAAUUGACAUGGCAAGUCUCACGGAUAUGGCAUGAUUUCAGUUUAAUCACUUCAUGCUGACGUUUUCUGCUAGAACUUCAGCAUGGAACUUUGGAUUGACAAGUGCGGCUGAUUUUUUAGAUCCGUUGGUUCUCGGAAUAAAAUUUGGCUCUUAGGGUUGUGUUGUGCAUUACUCUGGUGCAAAUUUAUGUUGAAUUUCAGUUUAUUUAUAUCUCAGUAGGGUCCAAGUUUUCAUUA
Molecule: messenger RNA, 2856 nt
Organism: Hibiscus syriacus
Lineage: Eukaryota; Viridiplantae; Streptophyta; Magnoliopsida; Malvales; Malvaceae
Product: BTB/POZ domain-containing protein At3g50780-like
Exons: 2
Coding region: 955-2550 (531 amino acids)
Source: RefSeq, a predicted model, not a curated record